AUGCAUACCUAUAGGGCUGCCCUUGCCAACGAUAUCGGUUCCGUGCCUCAAAUCUCUCUCGACGACUUUCUUGAGUACUUCUUGCCAUCUUUGAAGAUCGAUCUGGAAGAACUCGAGGCUGUGACCGACAGACUCACCAUCGAGCAGCAGCGACUACCUGAUGCCAACAACAAUGGGAACAGCCAGGACACGGAAUCUUGCACGCCAGACAAGAGCGACCGGCAGGACAAUGCGCGCAGGCCUAGUCAAUGCGACGUUCCCGACCCAGGGACUAAUCUGGAGUCUGUCAUAGCCCAACUUGGGAGCAUCUGUGACGACGUCAUCGCUAGCUGUCAGGAGACUCACGCUGGCCUCUCAUUGACAACACGAUUGAUUCACAAUGGCGAACAACAGUCCAACCAUGGCAUCUCCGGCCUUAACGGCUCUCACUACCUUGUCAACGCUACUGGUCAUGAAAAGGAAUUAUUCAACUGUGUUUGCUACGUUCAAUACGCCUUGAACGACGACCCAAAGAGCAUAGCGGAGGCCGACCAAAACCUCAUAUGGGAACUGUACUACACCAUACAAAGAGAUGCCCGACGUCGCUUUACGCUCGGAAUGACAGUCAUCAACAGCAUUGUGCGUCUGUGGCACUUCAGCCGCGAAGUGCUGGUCGUCAGCGAAGGUUUCGACUUCAAUGAGGAUCGCAGUAUCUUGAUCGAUGUCUAUAUACGCCUCUGCUUCGCGACUAUGCCAGACCUAGGCUUCGAUUCGAUGGUGACCCUCCUGCCUCUCUGUGCCGAGCAUACCGCAGAUACACCCCAAGAAGGCAAGGAGCGUCGAUACCGAAUCUCCGUUGACGGCGUCAACUACAUCGGCGCUACGGGGGUCGCUCACCAGCAUCCAGCCCGAGCUUUCGGGAAAUGCACUCGCGUCUUCACAGCGUACAAGGAAGAUGACAGCUCCGACGAUGCACUCAUCAUCAAGGAUUGCUGGCUAUACGCCGACUGGAGGACGGAGUAUGAGAUCUACAAGGAUAUCGAAGCUGCCAUCCUCGCUUACGACUGGGCGAAUGAGUGUCAUCCUCCUCCGGAAAAUAUGCGCGACCUCAAAACUUACAAAUCCACUCGCAAGGUCGAUCCCCGCUACGGUACUUUGACCCCAGAACAACGCAUGCGAUUCUUCAGCCCUAUCCUGAGUGGCGCGAAAGUGACGGUCGACGGUCAAGAGGAUAAUACGCAAGAUACUAUCGCAAGAGGUUACCAGCUUUCGGACGAACGCAACAUGUACCCUGUUGGCUCUGGUGCUAUCGAGGGUGACGGCGAAGACGCUCGUCGGCGCCCUCUCUGGCACGCCGACAUCAAGCAGAAUGUGGAUCUCUGGGUUCCCAAAGAAGUGAUUGGUUGCUUCUUCCGCCCAAUUAAUUCUCGCACGCAUCACCGUCUGGUCAUGCAUAAGGGACAAUCGAUGUACGACAUCGCGGUUGCAAAGGAGGCAUUUAGCACUAUGACCGACGCAUCAUACGCCGUCUUCAUGCUCCACUGCAUCCAGUGGCUUCAUCGCGACAUUAGCCCUGACAACAUUUUCAGGAUGCCCGAUGGCAGGGGCGUACUCGCAGACCUCGAGUUCGCGCAACCCGCAAGCGAUCCGCGAACGUGUGAUUGCCGAGUCGGCACACCGAGCUAUAUGGCUCUGGAAGUCUCCAUGCGAAAGUACAUGUUUCCCCCCUCAUCCCCGCAAGGUAGCCCUCCAUGGCGCUAUCGAGACAAGCACGACCUGGAAUCCUUAUGGUGGCUCUCCGUGUGGCUCCUCUUCCGCCACAUCGUUGAGAAAGUCGCACAUGAAACCCACGAUCCGCCCAAAAAGGCAGACACCACUGUCAAGCAGACAGAACGCGACUGCGCACGCAUGUUCCCUGGUCGGGUCACUAUGUCGAAGGAGCGAGCUCAAGCGCUGAUCACAGAAGACGCGCUCGAGACCCAUCUGCGUCUCCUCCCACCAGCCUGGAAGAAGAAAAUGGGCCCCAAAAUAUCUCGCAUCCGGAGGAUGUUGCUCAAGGGAUACGCACCUGCAAAAAUAUCGAAGCAAUGUCAUCCUGGAGUGUGGUUGAUUGUCCACGACAUGUGCGCAGCUGGGCAAGCCAUUCGAGGUUCACUCCUUCGACCGCACCGGGUCAAGGUCGCUCAGGCGCGCGCUCCGGCGGACAACGUAUCGCCAGCACCCCUAACGCCCAUCGGAGAGGCACCCCGCUUGACCGCGGAUGAGCAAGCGGUCCCAACGACAGGCUCAGGAGAGGUUCCUAUGUACGAUGUGGGUGCAGCUGGCGCGGUGGAGAAUCAUGGAGGGGAUACAAGUUCACCUUCGCCGGAGCGGAGGGGCCGCAAGCGCAAAGCGCCCGAAGAUCCCGCAGAGCCUCGGGCCAAGGUCAAGCGCACGCGCAAGGAAGAGCGGUUCGAGGUCUAUUAUCCAUCUAAUAGCGUAUUAUAG
This is a messenger RNA of Schizophyllum commune H4-8, 2466 nucleotides long. RefSeq lists its product as uncharacterized. The record is from RefSeq and is a predicted model, not a curated record. Bases 1 to 2466 code for a protein of 821 amino acids. The transcript has 4 exons. Lineage: Eukaryota; Fungi; Basidiomycota; Agaricomycetes; Agaricales; Schizophyllaceae.